Prorocentrum cordatum is the source of this 651-nucleotide messenger RNA. Lineage: Eukaryota; Dinophyceae; Prorocentrales; Prorocentraceae. The record is from the annotation of a GenBank genome assembly.
AUGAACCUCUGGAGCCUCACGUUCGAGCGCGUGGAGGAGAUCAAGAAGCAGCUGGAGGCCAAGAAGGAGGAGCUGCGUGUCUUGCAGGAGACCACGAUCGAGCAGAUCUGGGACGGGGACCUGCAGGCGUUGUCGGCUGCCUUGGACGAGGUGGACGCGCAGGAGCAGGAGAGGAGGCCGCCCAGGGCGCGGCGGCCGCCGCCUCUGGAGCCAAGCGGCGGCGGGGCGCGGCGGGCAGGGCCGCCGCCCCCGCGCCGCCCCCGCCGGCUCCCCGCGGCCGCCCCGCGGCCCCCCCGCCGGACGAGUCCUUCCUGCGCCGCCCGCUCGUGCCCGUGGACCCGCGGCAGCUGGCCCAGGGCGUCGAGAAGACGGCCUCCCCGGGCGCGGCGGCCGCCAAGGCAGCCGGGCUGCCCGGACCCGGCGCGGGACCUGCCCGAGGCCGCGGCGCCGGCGGGGGAGCCCGUCGGCGGCGCAGGCGGCGGGCUGCUGUCGCGGCUGCUGCAGAAGAAGGGGCCCAGCGGCGGCGCCGCCAGCGACGCCGGGCGCGCGCCCCCCGGCGCGCCGCAGGAGGACCUGCUCGCCGCCCUGGGCGGCGGGGCCGCGGCGGGAGGGCCGCGGCCCCACGGCUGCAGGGCCGCGGCCGGCGCCGCG